Molecule: messenger RNA, 3731 nt
Organism: Tripterygium wilfordii
Lineage: Eukaryota; Viridiplantae; Streptophyta; Magnoliopsida; Celastrales; Celastraceae
Product: endo-1,4-beta-xylanase 1-like
Exons: 8
Coding region: 762-3509 (915 amino acids)
Biological process (GO): carbohydrate metabolic process
Molecular function (GO): hydrolase activity, hydrolyzing O-glycosyl compounds
Source: RefSeq, a predicted model, not a curated record
CUCGGAGAAACCAGUUCCGCUUCCGAUCAACUAGAGAAGCCUGCGCCGUUUCCAGGUUUCCGAUCCGGUGCGAGGUUUAGGGAUUCACCCUGUGCUUUAAAAACUCUUUUUUGGGUCUUUCCUCGAACAUUAACCAUAGUCAAUGGCCUAAAACUUAAAAUUUUCUGUUUCCCCAUUGGCCUCUAUUACAUUGAAAACCCAGUUCCACCUAAUUUUUAAGAAUACACACACAUUUGACUUGUAAUCCAAGACGACUUCAAGACAAGAGAAUGAGGAUCUCAAACCUUCUAUUACAAUUCAAGCAUAAAAGGGCAAUUGGGUGUCAUCCUAAUCUGCAAUCCAAAGCAAAAUAUUACACUACAAGUUUCAUUUCUGAGGGAAUAAAUCAAAAUUGCUAUCAGAAUCUGAUUUUUUUUUAUUUUUUAUUUUUUAGCGAUUGAUGGGUUGUAGAUUUGUUUAAUUUCGAAAGCAAUUGUUGAUCUGGUUGGGAUAAACCCAGACAGAAGAUAACUUGAGACAAAAACUAAGACAGCGGGUUUUGAUUAGUUGGUUGUUAAGGUUGAUCCGCUGCGCGUUUCGUAGAAUUCACUUGAAGUCUUGAAAAUCUCCAAUAGGACCAAUACGGUGCGUAUAUAAUGAGGAAGUUCACCAGAUGCUGCUUCACAGGUGGAGCUUCAAGCACUCAUCGGAAGCAGAAUCGUCCUCAGCCCCAGAAGCUAUUUUGCUUGGCUCUUGUGAUCGGCUAGAAAUCCAGAGAAACCAUGGAGAACGCACAGAUGAACAAUGCCUACGACAAUUUUGAGAUUGUGAACCUAAGUAGCUUAAGUAGCAGCAUGGCUACAAAUAUUGUGACAAACCAUGACUUCUCUAGUGGGCUGCAUUCUUGGCACCCCAACGGCUGUGAUGGCUUUGUAGUUUCAGCUGACUCAGAAUGCCGCAAAGGGGUUUCAGAAAAGUCAGUUGGCAAUUAUGCAGUUGUUACAAAUCGUAAGGAAUGCUGGCAGGGAUUAGAACAAGAUAUCACAAGCAGAGUUUCGCCAGGUUUCACAUAUUCAGUAUCUGCCAGCGUUGGAGUAUCCGGGCCUCUACAGGGAUGUUCUGAUGUCCUGGCAACUUUGAAACUGGAAAACCGAGAUUCAGCAGCCAGCUAUUUUUUCAUUGGAAAAACUUCUGUGUCAAAGGAUAAGUGGGAGAAGUUGGAAGGAACGUUCUCAUUGUCAACUAUGCCUGAUCGAGUUGUUUUCUAUUUGGAAGGGCCUUCACCUGGAGUGGAUCUACUUAUAGAAUCUGUUGUGGUUAUCUCUUCCAGUCCUAGCGAGCUUGAGGGUACAAGCACAAAAUGUGUCUCUGCUGGAGAUGAUAACAUUAUUGUAAACCCUAAAUUUGAUGAUGGUCUAAAUAACUGGUCUGGUAGAGGGUGCAAGAUUGUUUUGCAUGAUUCCAUGGCAGAUGGGAAAGUUGUCCCCCAGUCUGGAAAGGUUUUUGCAGCUGCAACAGAACGUACACAGAGCUGGAAUGGAAUUCAACAGGAGAUCACAGGAAGAGUGCAGCGAAAGCUUGCCUAUGAGGUUUCUGCUGUAGUUCGAAUAUUUGGUAACAACAUUACGAGCGCUGAUGUGCGGACCACUUUGUGGGUUCAAACACCAGAUCUCCGUGAACAAUAUAUAGGCAUUGCAAAUCUGCAGGCAACAGACAAAGACUGGGUACAGUUGCAAGGAAAAUUCCUUCUGAAUGGUUCUCCUUCAAAAGUAGUUCUUUAUAUAGAAGGUCCACCAGCUGGCACUGAUAUUCUUGUCAAUAGUUUGGUUGUAAAGCACGCAGAGAAAAUCCCACCUUCCCCUCCACCAUCUAUUGAGAAUCCAGCUUUUGGAGUUAAUGUAAUCUCGAACAGCGAUCUAAGUGAUGGAACAAAUGGGUGGUUUCCACUUGGUAAUUGCACUUUGAGUGUUGGAACUGGUUCACCACAUAUACUUCCUCCAAUGGCAAGGGAUUCCCUCGGACCUCAUUCUCCUUUAAGUGGUCGCUGCGUCCUUGUGACCAAGCGCACACAGACAUGGAUGGGCCCUGCUCAGAUGAUCACAGACAAACUGAAACUCUUUUUGACAUACCAAGUAUCUGCUUGGGUUCGGAUUGGUUCCGGAGCAACUGGUCCUCAAAAUGUGAACGUUGCACUUGGGGUGGACAACCAGUGGGUCAACGGGGGACAAGCUGAGAUUAAUGAUGACCGAUGGCAUGAAAUUGGUGGAUCCUUUAGAAUUGAGAAGCAACCAUCCAAGGUCAUGGUCUAUGUCCAAGGUCCUUCUCCUGGUGUUGACUUGAUGGUUGCUGGACUUCAGAUUUUCCCAGUCAACCGAGAGGCAAGAUUUAGACAUUUGAGGAACGAGACUGACAAGAUUCGUAAGCGUGAUGUAAUCCUGAAAUUCUCAGGAGGGGAUUCCAGCAGUUUACUUGGCACCUUUGUGAAAGUUAAACAAACACAAAACAGCUUUCCGUUCGGAACAUGCAUAAGCAGAACAAACAUAGAUAAUGAAGAUUUUGUUGAUUUCCUUGUUAAGAAUUUUAAUUGGGCUGUGUUUGGUAAUGAGUUGAAGUGGUAUUGGACCGAGCCACAGCAGGGAAAGUUAAAUUACAAGGACGCUGAUGAGAUGUUGGACUUAUGUAAGCGCUACAAUAUAGAAACCCGGGGUCAUUGCAUUUUCUGGGAAGUACAGGGAACAGUCCAGUCAUGGAUUCAAGCACUGAACAAGAAUGACUUGACGACAGCAGUCCAAAAUCGUCUCACCGGCCUUCUCACACGCUACAAAGGGAAGUUCAGGCACUAUGAUGUGAACAAUGAAAUGCUACAUGGAUCAUUCUAUCAAGAUCAUUUAGGUAAAGAUAUCCGAGCAUAUAUGUUCAAGACUGCAAACCAACUAGAUCCAUCAGCCCUUCUAUUUGUGAAUGAUUAUCACAUUGAGGAUGGUUGUGACACGCGAUCAUCACCAGAGAAGUACAUCGAACAUGUUCUUGAUUUGCAGGAGCAAGGUGCACCAGUUGGAGGUGUCGGAAUUCAGGGACACAUAGAUAGUCCGGUUGGACCCAUAGUUAGCUCUUCUCUGGAUAAGUUGGGCAUUCUUGGUCUUCCAAUCUGGUUUACAGAGCUUGAUGUAUCUUCCAUCAAUGAAUAUGUUAGAGGGGAUGAUUUGGAAGUGAUGCUUCGAGAAGCUUUUGCGCAUCCUGCUGUGGAAGGCGUCAUGCUUUGGGGAUUCUGGGAAUUGUUCAUGAGCCGAGAAAGUUCGCAUCUGGUGAAUGCAGAAGGUGAAGUUAAUGAAGCCGGUAAACGAUACCUUCGCCUGAAACAAGAGUGGCAGACUAAAGCUCAUGGACAUGUUGAUGAAAAUGCAGAGUUCAGCUUUAGAGGUUUUCAUGGGACGUACAGUGUGGAAAUUGAUACUGUUUCAAAGAAGAUUUCAAAGACAUUUGUUGUUGAGAAGGGUGACUCGCCAUUGGUGGUGUCAAUAGCUUUAUAAUGAACUACUGUCUCUACUCUACUGCCUAACGCCCAACGUGAAGGUCUUGUUCUUCUGUGAGUUGUGAAUAAAAGGUCAUGCACAUGGGUUGUGAAUAAAACGUUCUAUUUCUCAUCAUGUUGUAAUAUUUAUUGAAGAAAUAAUGUGAUACUGGUGUUUGUGUAACAAGACUCAUCACUUUACAGUUCUAUUGCAUUAUUCAAAAUGCUAAGCAUUCCAGUA